Messenger RNA from Chrysochloris asiatica (Cape golden mole), 1486 nucleotides. RefSeq names its product magnesium transporter protein 1-like. Lineage: Eukaryota; Metazoa; Chordata; Mammalia; Afrosoricida; Chrysochloridae. Bases 87 to 1190 code for a protein of 367 amino acids. Gene Ontology annotation, cellular component: oligosaccharyltransferase complex. The record is from RefSeq and is a predicted model, not a curated record. The transcript is spliced from 10 exons.
AGAAGUGAACCGUCUUUUUGCAGGAGUCCAGUACAACGCGUUGUGAUGUCAUGUGAGGGACUGACACGCAGGGCUGAUUUGGACCAAUGAGGAAGGACAAGGGGCAGGUCUGCCUCUUCUCAUGCCCCACCCUCAGAUCUAGCCAGAGGAAAGUUUCGCUUAUUCAAGUGAAAGGAGGAAACAUGGCAGCGCGUUGGUGGUUUUGGUGUGUUUUUGCGACCGUGGAGGUGGCGUUGGUGCUCAUUUACGGGGUUCCCUCGGCUUCUGCCCAAAGAAAGAAGGAGAUGGUGUUAUCUGAAAAAGUUAGCCAGCUGAUGGAAUGGACCAAUAAAAGACCUGUAAUAAGAAUGAAUGGAGAUAAGUUCCGUCGCCUUGUUAAAGCACCACCAAGAAACUACUCUGUUAUUGUCAUGUUCACUGCUCUCCAACUUCAUAGACAGUGUAUUGUGUGCAAGCAAGCUGAUGAAGAAUUCCAGAUCCUGGCAAACUCCUGGCGAUAUUCCAGUGCAUUUACCAAUAAGAUAUUUUUUGCUAUGGUGGAUUUUGAUGAAGGUUCUGAUGUAUUUCAGAUGCUAAACAUGAAUUCAGCUCCAACCUUCAUCAACUUUCCUGCAAAAGGAAAACCCAAACGUGGUGAUACAUAUGAGUUGCAGGUGCGGGGUUUUUCAGCUGAGCAGAUUGCCAGGUGGAUUGCUGACAGAACUGAUGUCAAUAUUAGAGUAAUUAGACCCCCAAAUUAUGCUGGUCCCCUUAUGUUGGGAUUGCUUUUGGCUGUUAUCGGUGGACUUGUGUAUCUUCGAAGAAGCAAUAUGGAAUUUCUCUUUAACAAAACUGGAUGGGCUUUUGCGGCUUUGUGUUUUGUGCUUGCUAUGACAUCUGGUCAAAUGUGGAACCAUAUAAGAGGACCACCAUAUGCUCAUAAAAAUCCCCACACAGGACAUGUGAAUUAUAUCCAUGGAAGCAGCCAAGCCCAGUUUGUAGCUGAAACACACAUUGUUCUUCUGUUUAAUGGUGGAGUUACCUUAGGGAUGGUGCUUUUAUGUGAAGCUGCUACCUCUGAAAUGGAUAUUGGAAAGCGGAAGAUGAUGUGUAUGGCUGGUAUUGGACUCGUUGUAUUAUUUUUCAGUUGGAUGCUCUCUAUUUUCAGAUCUAAAUAUCAUGGCUAUCCAUAUAGCUUUCUAAUGAGUUAAAAAGGAUCCCAGAGAUAUGUAGAUACAACGGGAAUUCGAAAAUGAAAAAUGUGUGUAUAUUUAAAAGGAAGAACUUGUGUCUUUUAUAUUAUUUUUCCCCCUAAGUGAUUUAAAUAGCUUAUCAUUUAACCAAAGAAGAUGUAUAGUGCCUUAACAAGCAGUUUCCUUUCAAAAUCAUGAAGUAUUUGGGAUAAAACUCUCUCUUCUUAACCUUCCCCUCCUAGUGAACUUUAUGGACCAUUUAAUUUAGUAGACUUAAAUAUAAAAAUUUUAAAACUAGUCUGUUUUAAUUAGAA